GAGACCUCCCACCACUCCACGUUAGAGAGCCUCGGGGGCACAGGUGCACAAAGACUCCGCCCCCUCGUAGCCCAGCUCUCUAGGAAGCCCCGCCCCUCUACCGUUGUAGCCACGCCCACAACCAGGAGCGCCACCCCUUCCUCGAAGCCCCGCCUUGCCUAGAGACCGGCUCAGACCUCCCUCCACCCAAGUCCUUCAAGGUCCCAGGGUCCAGCUCGCCCGCCAGUACCAAGCCCUUUCUGCUGGCCACGACUGGAUCUCAUCAAACCCCACUCCUUCCUAGAGCCUCCCACUAGCCUCCCACCCGCCUCCCCAGGCCCCGCCCAGGCCACUCUAGCCUCUGCUUCUCUCGCUGGUGGCCACGCCAGGCCGCACUCGUCCUGGCUGCAGAAGGCGGCCUAGGGGUAGCUGCUGACGACGGCGGUGGGUAACUACGGUGUUGGGGUUGCGGCCCCCGGCAGGCCUGCGCCGUCACUCCUCCGGACCGGGCGUCGAGGACUGCGCCUCCUUGUUGCUGAGACCCACAGGCCUCCAAGAGGGUCUGUGUUCCAUCUCCUGCGCCUGAUGCCCCAUUUAAGCUCAUGCCCGCCCAGCCCACACCACAAACUGCGCUUCCCUGUCUUUGCCAGCUGAAUUAGUCCUUCCUCUCCACAGUUGAAGCUCCCCAUCCCAUCUCCUCAAAUUCAAUCCUGCUGGAGGCGUCAUGGCCCCCAAGCCUGGGGCUGAGUGGAGCACUGUCUUGUCCCACCUUGCUCUUGGAGUGGUGUCUCUGUAUGCAGCGGUGAGCUCCGUGCAAUCAAGUCGAGGAGCUGCUGCUGGCUUCCUGCUCCAGGCCUUGGCUGCUGCCACCACACUGGUCCCAGGGCUGGGCACACAUGAAGACUGUCUUGCUGGAGCCUGGGUGGCCACAGUCAUCGGUCUGCCCCUUCUGGCCUUCGAUUUCCACUGGUGUACUAAUGGUCACUUGAUGUGCGCUGGCUGUUUUAUCCACCUACUAGCAGAUGCCCGGCUGAAGGAGGAGCAGGCCACGUGCCCCAACUGUCGUUGUGAGAUCAGUAAGAGCCUCUGCUGCCGGAACCUGGCCGUGGAGAAAGCCGUGAGCGAGCUGCCCUCAGAGUGUGGCUUUUGCCUACGCCAGUUUCCCCGCUCCCUCCUGGAGAGGCACCAAAAAGAGGAAUGCCAGGACAGGGUAACUCAGUGCAAGUACAAGCGCAUUGGCUGUCCAUGGCAUGGCCCUUUCCAUGAGCUGACAGUACAUGAGGCUGCAUGUGCCCACCCAACCAAGACAGGCAACGAGCUGAUGGAGAUAUUAGAUGAAAUGGACCAGAGCCAUCGCAAGGAAAUGCAGCUCUACAACAGUAUCUUUAGCCUGCUCAGCUUUGAGAAAAUCGGCUACACAGAAGUCCAGUUCCGGCCAUAUCGCACAGAUGACUUUAUCACGCGCCUCUACUAUGAGACACCACGGUUCACAGUGCUGAACCAGACAUGGGUCCUGAAAGCUCGUGAGAAUGACUCAGAGCGCAACCCCAACCUGUCGUGCAAGCGUACGCUUUCCUUCCAGCUCCUCCUCAAGAGUAAAGUCACAGCGCCCCUGGAAUGCUCCUUCCUGCUGCUUAAGGGCCCAUACGAUGAUGUGAGGAUCAGUCCUGUUAUCUACCACUUUGUCUUCACCAAUGAGAGCAAUGAGACAGACUAUGUGCCCCUGCCCAUCAUCGACUCUGUGGAGUGCAACAAGCUGCUAGCUGCCAAGAACAUCAACCUGCGGCUCUUCCUCUUCCAGAUACAGAAGUAGGAUGGACCCAAGACUCCCGAGGAGCAGAGGGCCAUGGCCUGGCACCACUUUCCUCUUCACCCUUGGCUUGGCAGUGGCUUCACACAACUAUCUGAUCAUUUUAGGAAAGGAGGAGAACAAGCAAAAUCAAACACUGGGAAAGUCUGCAUGUGUGUGUGAUGCAGUCCCCACCUCCAGCUCCCCACUCCCCCUGCCACCCCUUUCCCAGGGCAGCUGGAGGCUGGGCUGACCUCAGAGGAGACGGUGCUCUGGGCUCCUCAGGCUCAGGGCCAGCAGCAAGGAGGGUGAGAAGCCUGCGGCCCCUCUCCAAUCCCAUCCUCAGCUUGGUUGCACUUCCUGCCCUGGUUCCUGGCUGGGCUCAGGGGCCCUCGUGGACUGCAGAAGGUGAUUUGAUUGUGAUUAAAAAGGCAGCCUUGUUUCCUA
Messenger RNA from Octodon degus (degu), 2215 nucleotides. RefSeq names its product cysteine and histidine rich 1 (gene Zftraf1). The record is from RefSeq and is a predicted model, not a curated record. Gene Ontology annotation, cellular component: nucleus. Lineage: Eukaryota; Metazoa; Chordata; Mammalia; Rodentia; Octodontidae. Gene Ontology annotation, molecular function: zinc ion binding. The coding region runs from base 704 to 1792 and encodes 362 amino acids. The transcript is spliced from 6 exons.